Molecule: messenger RNA, 166 nt
Organism: Funneliformis geosporum
Lineage: Eukaryota; Fungi; Glomeromycota; Glomeromycetes; Glomerales; Glomeraceae
Source: the annotation of a GenBank genome assembly
UAAUUUAGGAUUAUGUAAACCUAUAGAAUAUUUUCAAUCGUUUAAAAAUAAAGAUAUUUAUAGUGUUUUACCAUUUGUAGCAUCUGAAGUUUUAAGAGGUAAUCCUUAUACUUUAGCUAGUGAUAUAUAUGGUUUUUCUAUAAUUAUGUGGGAAUUUAUAUCUUGA